GCCAGCUUGACGCGGUGUACCGCUAUGUAGCAGCAAGUACUCCGUGGAGUAAAACAAGAACGAUUAAAGGAUGAAACGAAAGCGAAAGGACCGUAAAAACUUCCAUUUGGAUGAAAAAGGACUCGACUCCAGCGAGUGGAAAAUGUUUUGGAUGGGAAAGUGGUGGAUGUUAAUCCUUGUUUUGGCCGGUGUCCUCCCGCAGCCUGGCGGCGGCGUGCACGUGUUUGUGCGCGAGCAGAAGAAGUACGCGGUGUUGUUCCAGGUGGCGGUGUUGCCGUGUCAGUACACCAGCGUGUCGGUGCGCACGCCCGUGGUGCAGUGGGUCUACAAGUCGUACUGCCGGGACACCACGCCGGACUCCUUCAGCGUCCAAGGCGGUCCGAGUGGAGGUGUGGGAGGAGGAGGAGGCGGAGUCACGUGGGCAAACGGCGCGACUUACCUGGACUGUGCCGACAGCAGCCGCACCGUCAGAACCGUGGCCUCCCUUCUUGGAUCCUCCGUCACGCUGGCAGAGUACUACAAGGACCGAGACAUCUCCAUCAUCAACAAGGCGGACCUGCGCAUUGCAGACGUGCAGUGGGGGGACAGCGGUGUGUACAUCUGCCAGGUGGUGAUAGCCGACGACCUGGAAGGGGAGAAUGAAGCGUCUGUGGAGCUGCUGGUUCUUGGGUUGUCAGGUGUGCCUGGAGACCUGCUCCCAGGCUUUGAUUGGAAGAUUAUGCCAGAGUGGGUGUUUGUGUGUGCGGUGUUGGUGGGCGGUGUGUUGCUCCUCCUGCUGGUGGGUGUGUGCUGGUGCCAGUGUUGUCCUCACUCCUGCUGUUGCUACGUCAGCUGCUGCUGCUGUCCUGACACCUGCUGCUGCCCCCGACACCUGUACGAGGCGGGGAAGGGAAUCAAGACUCAGACGCCUGCCUUCGCUCCUGCCUUCACUCCCUACUUUGUCUCUGGUGUCCCAGCCAUGGUGCCCAUAGCUCCACCUUCCCUGGUGGACAACAUCACACCUUCUAAUGGCAGUCUACUCUCUGCAGGUCCAGUUCAAGCUGCAGGAGCUUCCUGCCAUCAGGACCAGCAGGACUCUCUGAGGGUUCUUCAGUAUGUGGAGAACCAACUGGCUCACUUCAGUCCUGCCAGGUCCAGCAGCCAUCAGUCUUGCGCUCGGUCAGAGCUGAGUUCUCUCCACGAAGGAGACACAACUCUCCGCCACACCCUCCGACAUGUCCAGAAGAAAACACUUCCUGUCCGAGAUGAGCGCCCUCAGCCUGAAGCCAGGCGAUACCAUGACGACGCUCCUUCUUCACCUCGCCGUUACCAUGACGACGCUCCUUCUUCACCUCGCCGUUACCAUGACGACGCUCCUUCUUCACCUCGCCGUUACCAUGACGACGCUCCUUCUUCACCUCGCCGUUACCCCGAGCACCCCGAGUUAGAGGCCCGUCACAACGUGGAGGACGUCACGCCACCACGCCGCUACAGUGAUGACCCGCCUCCCUCAUCUACGUCUCGCAGGCACGGCCGUAAUCAUCAGCAGCACAGCCACAGUGACGACUACCCUCACCUCAGGUGGACCCCUGGAUCAGAACACCUGCACAGGUGGAACCCUUGUUCAGAACACCUGCACAGGAAGGAGUAUCAGGGCGCAGGAAGGAGUUCACUGGAGGAGUUAGGCAGCAAGCAGAGAGGAGGCAGAAGGGACCAUGAAGACCAUGGAACAGAACUUGAGGAGUUCAGUCGCCAUCCUUCAUCCCCACAUGCUCCUCCUCCUCUGCGUUGCUACGACGACCACCACCACCAGCCGGGAGACGGCGGUGACGAGCGACACGGGAGACACAGGAAAACUGAACGCGACAUAAGUCCACUUCCCUCCCCCACAAAGAGGCGGGGCACCUGGGGCGCCGAGCGCUCGGCCCCGCCCCCCGCCGCCGUCAACCCGCCGCCGUCUUCCGACGACGACGGAACAUUCCUGAACCGCCUGUUGGAGCGCAAGGCCAAGUUGCGAGGGGCGGACCACGGGAGGAGCCAGGACUCGGACACGCCCUCCAAGAGGAGUGGGGAGGAGUCAGGCCCACGCCGGAGCAGGUUGCCUAGCAACCCACCUGAAGCUGACAGGCCUUCACCCCUCACUCCUUCACCCCUCACUCCUUCACCCCUCACUCGGAGAGAGGAUGGCAGAGACAAGUCUCGUAAAGUGACUACUCUUCUCUGCCGGGAUUCCCUCAUCGUCUGAUUGGCUCACGGCGGUCAUGUGACUGGACGGGAGCUAUGGUACUGACUGGAACUGGUACGCUUCAAAGACCAUCCUUACUGAUGAUGUCAUCGCUGCCUGGUUUGUGUUGCUGAAGCGCGCACACACACACACACACACACACACACACACACACACACACACACACACACACACACACACACACACACACACACACACACACAUUCUUGUAUUUGUUACUUAUUGAGACCUGAGAAAAAUGCCUCCCUCUUAAGGACCAGCCUUUCUAGAUAUAUAAAGAUUAGUAUUUACAACAUUAAUAAUAUAUACAUACUAUAUAAAUAUAAAAAAGCUUGUUGUGAAAAAUGAGUUGGAAUUUCACAAGAAAAAGGUCACAAUUUCACAAGAAAAAUUUUGAAUUUUGGCAGUAUUACAAUAAAAGUCGUCAUUUUACUCAACGCAAGUCAAAAUGUGACAAGAAAAACUGAACAUUUGUGCAAUAUUAUGAUAAAAGGUGGAGUUUUUCUCAAUAACGGUCGCAAUUUUACAAAAAAAAGCUUAAAAUUCUGGCAAUUUUAAUAAAAAAGUCGUCAUUUUUAAAUUCACAAUUUUAUAAGAAAACUUGAAAAUUUUGGCAACAUUAUAAUAAUCAUCAGAAUUUUACUUGGAAAAAAAUAUGACUGGAAUUGUACUCUAUAAAAGUCGCAUUUUUACAAGAAAGGCUUAAAAU
Molecule: messenger RNA, 2933 nt
Organism: Nerophis lumbriciformis (worm pipefish)
Lineage: Eukaryota; Metazoa; Chordata; Actinopteri; Syngnathiformes; Syngnathidae
Biological process (GO): pancreas development
Cellular component (GO): membrane
Source: RefSeq, a predicted model, not a curated record